Molecule: messenger RNA, 1611 nt
Organism: Thunnus maccoyii (southern bluefin tuna)
Lineage: Eukaryota; Metazoa; Chordata; Actinopteri; Scombriformes; Scombridae
Product: cyclin-O protein B
Exons: 3
Coding region: 101-1258 (385 amino acids)
Biological process (GO): mitotic cell cycle phase transition; regulation of cyclin-dependent protein serine/threonine kinase activity
Cellular component (GO): cytoplasm; nucleus; centrosome
Molecular function (GO): cyclin-dependent protein serine/threonine kinase regulator activity
Source: RefSeq, a predicted model, not a curated record
CAAGCGACAAGCAUCUAGAGAGACCUGUGUGUGUAAAAUCUGGCUUCAAUAGCACACAGUCAGAGCAGUGGCAGCCGAUUCGCAAACAGGCUCCCGUGAGAUGGUGUCGUUCAUGAACGCUGACUGCGGCUCCGAGACGGUUUACAAACGGAGACGCACCAACUGCGCGUCCCCUCCAGCAGAAGCGCUCACACCGGUCCAGCAGCGGCACACAGCCCGGCAUAGGAAACAGAAACUCAUGUUCAAGUUGAGUGACUCCGGUUUCGAGGAGGACUUGGGAUCCUCCCCGGUUCCACCCCCGGCUCGGACAGUUCUGUCUCCGCUCCGAUUAGACGAACCAGAGACUCCUGCAGGACAGCAGCUGUCCAACUGGUACCUGCAGUACGGUGACAUCGGUUACAGGAUCCAGAGGGAAAAAGAGGGGCAGUUUCAUCUCUGCAAGAGCCUGGCACGACAGCCACAAUUGACUGCAGAGGCACGCUGCAAGCUCGUCAGCUGGCUCAUCCCUGUGCACAAACAUUUCAGUCUGUCCUUCGAGUGCUGCUGCCUGGCAGUGAACAUCAUGGACAGGUUCCUGGCAUCCACACCGGUGGCCGCCGACUGCUUCCAGCUGCUGGGUGUCACUGCGCUUCUCCUCGCCAGCAAACACGUGGAGGUGUGCUCACCGAGGAUCAGCCACCUCUUGUCGUUGUGCUGCGAUGCCUUCACUAAGGAGCAGCUCUGCAACCUAGAGUGUCUCAUCCUCCUCCGUCUCAACUUCCGCCUCGCUGCUCCCACCCUGGCCUUUUUCCUGGACUAUUACAUCAAGUGCAUUGAGGCUGCCAAGCUUGUGCCUAGGAAUGCAGGUGAUGACAGACCUGCAAGGGUGAAUCCAGACACAAAGAGGCCCGGGCAAUGCAGCAACCUUGCACGAAAGGUGUGUGAAUUGAGUCUAGCAGACUAUGCUUUCAACAAGUAUCCACCAUCUCUGACUGCCAGCUGUGCACUGAGGCUCGCGAGUGAGUUACAGAAAACUGAACAGGGGCUUGUGGAGCCAACAAAGCAUGCAUCCCUCCAGUCACAGGACGAUCAGUGGGACAGUUUUAUGGAUGAACUAUGUGAAAGCAAUCAUUUGCUGGCAGACAGUGCUGAGCUGCCAGAGGGCUGCUCACUGGCAGUGAAGAGCUAUAACACCAAUCUGGCCCAGGAGUGCAAAGACAACCUGAAGCUGCUGGUGUCACUUAACCAGGAGACAUUGGAGGUGAUGUCAAACAUGUGACUACAUGUGUUUCAGGUCUUAGCAAAAUGCCAAAUUCAAUUCCCCUCUGGUUUUGGAAAUGUAUUCUGUUAUUUAACACAAACCUAAAAGUGUGAAUGAAUGUCUUAUUUUCAAUGUUUUACUGUAAGAUGAAGGUGAUAUUGAUGGCAUACAACCAGUCCUUAUGUAUACCUCAUAGACUCAGCCACACUUGUUUUAUAUUUUUCUACAGCAGGUUAUUGUUUAUCAAUGAAGUAUAUUAAUAUAUUCCUCUUGUUUGAAUUAUUAUAAAGAAAAGUCAUUAUUUACUGUAUAUGCACUGAUUUUCUGCAGGUUUAUGAGUUAUGUUACUGUUGCAAUCUCUUUUAUGAAGG